Papaver somniferum (opium poppy) is the source of this 774-nucleotide messenger RNA. RefSeq lists its product as uncharacterized. The record is from RefSeq and is a predicted model, not a curated record. The coding region runs from base 1 to 774 and encodes 257 amino acids. Lineage: Eukaryota; Viridiplantae; Streptophyta; Magnoliopsida; Ranunculales; Papaveraceae. The transcript is spliced from 4 exons.
AUGAACAUAAUAGGUACUCUUGACGAAAUAAGAGAAACCACAAGCUAUCUGAAAUCUGAAUUUGAGAUGAAAGAUCUUGGAAAAACUCGGUUUUGUCUAAGACUUGAGCUAGAACACCAAGCAUGUGGAAUACUGAUCCACCAGUCUGCAUAUGUCCAUAAGAUACUCAGGAAAUUCAAUAUGGACAAGGUGCACCCUGCUAGCACUCAUAUGAUUGGUCGAAGUUUAUAUGUACAAAAGGAUCCAUUUCGUCCCAAGGAAGAUGACGAAGAGGUAUUGGGAGCUGAAAUUCCAUACCUAAGUGCAAUAGGCGCAUUAUUAUACCUGAAAGGAACCAUUGACAUGGGUUUAUUCUAUCCCUAUGAAGAAGUAAGAAAGACCGCUAGUGGAAAUGCAACUCCCUACACUGAAACCCCAAAUAAUGUUUUGGUUGGUUUUGCUGAUGCUGGGUCUAUUAUUACAGACAUUCGAGGGACAUGUGGUAUGAGUUCUACCACUGAUGAGCCAACUUCCAUUUAUGAGGAUAAUGCAUCUUGCAUCGAAAAGAUGAAGCAUGAAGCAAGGUUGAAUGAUAUUGCAAGGUAUGAUCUAUUUGAUGGUUGUCUUGCUCUGUUGCUGAAGAGGUACAUUAAUACCUUCUCUUUGUUCCUGGUCUUGAUAAUAACACCUGAAAAACUAGUUGGAGAGGAGCUCCUAACAAUGGGUCAUGGUGAUGAAUGGCUAAGAGGGAUAAGUUUUAAUGUUGUGUGUCAAUGUAGAAUGAAUGAGCUGUAA